This is a messenger RNA of Calliphora vicina (urban bluebottle blowfly), 988 nucleotides long. RefSeq names its product Isopentenyl-diphosphate delta isomerase (gene Idi). Gene Ontology annotation, cellular component: cytoplasm. Lineage: Eukaryota; Metazoa; Arthropoda; Insecta; Diptera; Calliphoridae. The record is from RefSeq and is a predicted model, not a curated record. Gene Ontology annotation, biological process: isopentenyl diphosphate biosynthetic process; isoprenoid biosynthetic process. Gene Ontology annotation, molecular function: isopentenyl-diphosphate delta-isomerase activity. Bases 54 to 821 code for a protein of 255 amino acids. The transcript has 2 exons.
UACAAGUUGGCAGAUUUCUUUUUUACUUGCAAUAGACAAAAACAAACGGAAAGAUGAUAACAGCACUGACCAGAAGCAUCUGCCAACAAAUAAAUAAACCACAUAUUCGGACAUGUGCAGCCUCCGCAACUGUCAAGAAAACCGAAAGUCUUCACAAACAAUACGAUGUCUUGCAAGAAGAAGCCCUUAAGGAGCAGUGUAUAUUGGUGGACGAAAACGACAAAGCCGUUGGAUUUUCCACAAAAGCAGACUGCCAUCGUGUACAUGCAGAGACCAAAGAAGUGAAACUACACAGAGCAUUUUCAGUGUUCCUGUUCAAUACCAAAGGAGAAAUGUUAGUACAAAGAAGAUCUGAACACAAGAUCACAUUCCCCGAUACCUACACAAAUGCCUGCUGUAGUCAUCCCCUGCACGACAUUGAAGUCGAACGGGAGGAACUUAAUGCUUUUGGAAUACGAAAAGCUGCCCAACGCAGACUUAACUAUGAACUGGGCAUACCCACAAAUCAAAUACGGCCAGAAUAUUUUCAUUAUUUGACUAGGAUACAUUAUGCCAACACAGGCGAUGGCACUUGGGGUGAACAUGAGAUUGACUAUAUUCUGUUUUUGCAAAAAGAUGUUGAUCUCAAACCGAAUUUGAAUGAAGUGAGCGAAGUACGUUACAUAAAACGUCAGCACAUUGACGAGGAGAUAAAAACAUUUGAUGCACCUUUGACACCCUGGUUUGAAUUGAUUUUAAAGAAUCGCUUAAAGAUGUGGUGGGAUAAUUUGCAUCAAUUGAAAAAAUUCGAAGAGCACAAUGAAAUACAACGUUUUCUAUAAAACAUUAUGGAAAUCUUUUGUUAUAUUAUUGUUAAGUACGUAUGUAUGUAGUAGAUGUGUUUUAAUUUUAUACAAAUAUUGUCGAAAAUUAUUAAAUUUAUAAUAAGACGAUCAUAAUAAACAAUAGACGAUUUGCAUAUUCGAAUAUAAAUUGAAACGAAAUUAAA